UUUAAAGCGUUGUUUCUUUGUUCGCUGGUUGGUCGAAGUUUGCGCAGUAAUUUAUGCAUAUUACAAAAAGCAAUGGCCGUACGACUCUCGGACAUCGAGCCAAUUCACAAAGCACCUCCCUGCUUUUUCAAGGCAUUCUGAUUGUUAUAGGCAACCACUUCCGUGUUUUGAUGGCCAUUUCCUAAUGUUACCUUCAUGGAUUUGCAAACAUCAGUUAUGAAUUUUGAUCCUACAAGCCAGGGUGUUGGUCAAUAUGUCCAGUCUCAGAAUGCACUUCAGAACUUUCAGCUUCCUAUCCAGCAGCUCCAAAGUCAAGGGCAGCUCCAAAUACAAGGACAGCAGCUCCCACUCUUGCAAUUAAACCAAGGCGGUCAGUUUCUGAUCAAUCAGCAGCAGCUGUUACAGCAACUCAGCCAGGCACAGGGAAUACAUUUGCCCACUCAGGGGCAAGCGAUUCAAAUGGCUGGCCAGGCACAGUCUAUCCAGCUGCCCCAGCAUCUUCAACAUUUGCAAUUGCAUAAUCAGCAGGGUCAGCCUAUUCAAAUUCAAGGUCAGAAUGGGCAAGCAUUGCAGUUGCAAGGCCAGAAUGGUCAAGCUUUGCAGUUGCAAGGCCAGAAUGGUCAAGCUUUGCAGUUGCAAGGUCAGAAUGGGCAAGCUUUGCAGUUGCAAGGUCAGAAUGGGCAAACCAUUCAAUUGCACGGUCAAAAUGGCCAACAUAUUCAGAUUCAGACUGCUAAUGGUCAACCUAUUCAACUUCAGAAUCAAAAUAAUCAGACAAUUCAUUUACAGGGGCAGCAUGGGCAACAUAUUCAACUUCAAAAUGGACAACCUAUACAACUUCAGAAUCAAAAUGGACAGCCCAUACAACUUCAGAAUCAAAAUGGGCAAUCCAUACAAAUUCAGAAUCAGAAUGGGCAGUCUAUACAACUUCAGAAUCAGAAUGGACAAUCUAUACAACUUCAGAAUCAGAAUGGACAGUCUAUACAAAUUCAGGGUCAGAAUGGACAGUCAUUACAAUUUCAGACUCCUAAUGGGCAAACUAUUCAAAUCCAAGCACCUAGUGGUCAAAUUAUGCAGCUACCGAAUGGACAACAAAUACAAUUACAAAAUCACCAGUCUAUUCAGUUGCAAGCUCAACAGUUGCAAAAUCAACAAAACCAACAAUUUCAACUUCAGAAUCAAUUAGGUCAAGUUUUACAAUUACAAGGUCAACAAAUACAAACUUUUCAACUUCCAGGACAGCAGUUGCAAAUGAUGUCAUUACAAGGUCAGCCGUGUCAAGUUGUUCAUGUCCAAGGUCCUAAUGGACAAAUAAUACAACAAGUUGUUCCACUAAUGUUAGGAACAGAACAUAUGGGAGGACUAAUGAAUCCAUUACAUCAGCAGAUGUUUCUACAAAGUCAGACUCAGAGUCCAUUGGUUGGUCAAUUUGUUCAGACAGAAAGUGGAUUAGUCUGGCAACCUACUAGUAUGUAUGGUUCACUAGAGGCCACUACAGCUACUGCUCUUCCCUUUCCUCAGGCUACAGUACUGACCCAAAGUCCAGUUGUAGAACAAGUUCAUCAAGAAAUCAGUGCCACCAAUCCAGUGGUAGAGACCCAUGUUGAACAGGAGACAAGUGAAGCUCAACAUACAACUUUGGUUAAUGGAGACUCGACGUCCACACUAACUGGAUCUAUGAAUACAACAACCACUCCCCAAGCCACUGGAAGAAUUCAAAUAGCAGCUGAAGACCCAGAGGAUGAAUCCACACAACCUCUCUAUGUGAACGCCAAACAGUAUCACCGUAUUUUGAAAAGAAGAGAGGCCAGAGCCAAACUAGAAAGUUCUGGAAAAGUUGUUCGGAAACGUAAGAAAUAUCUUCACGAGUCACGUCACAAGCAUGCUUGUCAACGAACACGAGGAACCGGCGGUAGAUUUUUCUCAAUCAAAGUGGAAAAUGAGGCAGAAUUUGGACUGAAAGAUGAAACAGAUAGGCACUGUGAACAUUCUCCAAGCAGUAUAGAUAAUCAAAGUCCUUCACCUUGACAUACAUUAUAUUGAUUCACUAAAGAGACUUUAUCAUUGGGAGAUUACUAGACAGGAUGAUUGAGAUAUCAAGAUCUACUAUCGACACAAUAUGGCUUGAAGAGUCUUCAUCUGAUCUUACGUCUUCUUCCACUGUUCAAUUAAUUAAGAAUGAGUUCCCUUGAUAAAUGGUGACAAUUGUUUGACUGUGAUUUGCUAGACAUGUAUAAUAUAUUAAUUUUCAUUGUUGUUAUAUUCUUAGUACAUUUGUUACAAUUUGUGUUUGUACAUUGGGUUGUUUUACUUUUGUGUUAAGAAUAUCUCUUAUAAGAUCUUAACUCCCUAAUUUCACUCCGUCUGCAUUUAUGCAUCAUCUAUUGUUUUGUUUUCCUUAGUAUUGUAUUGUAUAGUAUAAUUUGAUUGCAAUGGAGAAACUCCCAUAACUUUAAAGUAAGCGAAGUGGGAAAAAGACAACUCUUAUUUAACAUCAGGGUAACAUUUUGGAUGUCCACAUUUAUGUAAAAUGUGUCUAGCAGUUUUAUGUUACACUUUCUUAGACCCACAAUUUUAGUAUUACCUGAAGUAUUAAAUGAUCUGCUAAGCUUUUUGAAAAGAGUUUACUGCCUCUCUUUUAGUUAGGAAGAAAAUGAAAGAAAAGCAAAAAGUAGAAAUUCCAUAAUAAAAAGGUGUGUUUUGGAACUUUUUUUUUUAGGUCUAUUUUUGUUGAGAUGAAACUUUCUGUCUCAACUUGAUGUAUCACUAUUUAACCGUUUUUUUUUUUUAAUUUGUUUAUUAAAACAUAAAUAUUCAUAGAAUCUUUUAUUUGAAAUGGUAUUCCCAUGAGGAGUUAAAAAGUUUGAAAUGAAGCUUCUGCUUGGUUAUAACUCCACCAAUGAUUAUUAUGUCCAAAUUAUUCCGAAGUUUAAAGACUCAUAUAUUUACUCAAAUAUCUGGUUGAUACUGACAUGCUCUAAGAAUGGAUAUAUUUAUAUAUGUUCUAUGUUAGUUUUGUUUAAUUGACUUUUUAAAACUUAAACUUGAUUUCAAUUGGGUACAUUUUGUUUUGAAUUUAUGCUGAGAGUAUUGAAUUCUUUUUGUCUGGGUGUAGGGACAACCAGGUUGUAGGUACAUGUCGAGAUUAAAGACAUUUUUUUUUUUGAGUUGCCUUCUAUGAAGGACUAUAAAUUUACGAUCUUGAACUGACUGAAGUGAAGAUGAAAUUCUUUGUUAAUGUUUUAGUGAAAUAAUUUGUGUGUAGUGCUAUCACCUUUUUUUGCUCUCACUGCCAUGUAUCAUAUAAUAUACAAGUCAUUCAGGUGGUACAUGUGAAGAUUAUGAUCAAACUACUCAAUAGAACAGCAAUCAAAUGUCAUCUCUUUGGUUCAAAUUGCUGUUGUUAGUAAGAAUGUCUGCAAGGAAUCAGUUCGAUUAGCACAUCAGAAAAUCGAAUUAUAGUUGUCUAAUGAUGAAUAAAACCGGAUCUAGGCAGAUCAUUGAAAUCAAUGUUAAUAUAAAUAUAUUGUACAGAUUCUAUUUACGUUUUGGUGAUAGCCAACUUUUUUACACCACUUAGCAGACUUUCUUAAAUUUCAUUGAAAUAGGGUGAGGUUGAUUUCUGUUCAAAUGUAUGUAUGCUUUGAUUUUUUUUGUAAACAUUUUUCUUGUUCAACUUAAGAAAAUGAAUAAUGGUGUGUAGAAGUAUUUAGAUCUUGUACAAUUCUCUCACAUCGCAAGCGCCAUGCCUGUCAAUCACACAGUAUUAAGAACUGGGCAGCUGAUUAAAGUAAGAAGAUUUCAAGAGUUGACAAGUCGAUGGCUCUGUUAAUAUAAUGUGACAAUACUGAAGCAUGGCUUGUGUUGUCUCCCUUGUUCAUCAAUGUGCAAUAUUUCUUUAAAACUAAUCUCAAUACAUACAAACAUAUCUAUAUUAUGAUGAAAUUAAACAUUUUAUUUACCUUUAAACAAA
Biomphalaria glabrata is the source of this 3973-nucleotide messenger RNA. RefSeq names its product nuclear transcription factor Y subunit alpha-like. The record is from RefSeq and is a predicted model, not a curated record. Lineage: Eukaryota; Metazoa; Mollusca; Gastropoda; Planorbidae. Gene Ontology annotation, biological process: regulation of transcription by RNA polymerase II. Bases 196 to 2028 code for a protein of 610 amino acids. The transcript has 9 exons. Gene Ontology annotation, cellular component: CCAAT-binding factor complex. Gene Ontology annotation, molecular function: RNA polymerase II cis-regulatory region sequence-specific DNA binding; DNA-binding transcription factor activity, RNA polymerase II-specific.